CGAUAAUAAUUUAACAAAUUAUAUUCAUUCAAGAUAAAAUGGUACUGUGUUUUUUUUCUUCAUUUCUCUCCAUAGGAUGCAUGCGUUUCGGAUUAUUUAACAAACGUCUCCUACAUGUCAGCAGGUUUUCAACUUCCAUUAAAAGACAUGGAGAAGUGCGUCCAGAGGUCAGCCAGGCCUCCAACAUGAUGGAUAUAGGUGCACGUGGCAUUUUCUCUGCUGAGCAUGAUCUCUUCAGACAGAAUGUCCGAAGAUUCUUCCAAGAAGAAGUUCUUCCUCAUCACACCAAAUGGGAAAAAGACGGGCAAGUCAGCAGAGAGGUUUGGGAGAAAGCAGGUCAAAACGGCUUGUUAGGUGUCAACACAAAAGAGGAACUUGGUGGAAUUGGGGGCGAUGUCCUGUCUACAGCCAUCACUUGGGAGGAACAGAUGUAUGUGAACUGUUCUGGGCCUGGGUUUAGUCUGCACUCAGAUAUUAUCAUGCCAUACAUCUCCCAUUACGGAACAAAGGAGCAGAUUGAGAAAUUUAUUCCGAGAAUGACAGCUGGAACCUGCAUUGGAGCAAUAGGAAUGACAGAACCAGGGGCAGGCAGUGACUUGCAAGGAAUUAGAACAAAUGCUAAAAAAGAUGGUUCUGAUUAUAUUUUGAACGGGUCCAAAGUGUUCAUUACAAACGGCUGGAUGUCAGACCUGGUCAUUGUUGUUGCAAUUACUAAUCCUGAGGCCAAGUCCAAGGCUCAUGGCAUCAGUCUCUUCCUAGUGGAGGAGGGUAUGAAGGGAUUUGUCAAGGGUAGGAAGUUAGAGAAAAUUGGAUUGAAGGCCCAGGACACCGCAGAACUGUUCUUUGAAGAUGUCCGUCUCCCUAAAGAGUCCCUGCUUGGAGAAGAAAACAAGGGAUUCUAUUAUCUGAUGCAGGAAUUGCCGCAGGAGAGACUUAUUAUUGCUGACAUGGCUAUUGCCAACAGUGAGUGGAUGUUCGAGGAAACUAGAAACUAUGUCAGACAGAGGAAAGCAUUUGGAAAAACAAUUUCUAAUCUUCAGACUGUUCAACACAAACUGGCCGAGAUCAAAACUGAGGUAGCUGUCGGACGCGCCUUCUUGGAUCAGUGUUUGAAAAUUCACAAUGAGAGAGGGCUUGAUUCAGUAACAGCAUCAAUGGCAAAAUACUGGGCUACAGACCUACAGAAUUCAAUUGCAACCCGCUGUCUACAGCUUCACGGGGGCUGGGGCUAUAUGUGGGAAUAUCCAAUUGCCCGGGCUUUUGUGGACUCCCGAGUUCAGCCCAUCUACGGGGGCAGUAAUGAAAUCAUGAAGGAGCUCAUUGCCAGGACGAUUGUUUCUGACAAGUAGUAAAUGAAACAGUGCCAUCAAAGCCUUAUACCCUCGGGUCAAUGACUGUUCACUAAGAAUGUCAAUAGACAAGACAGACAAAUAAUUUCUGACAAUCUGUAAUCUUUCAUUUCUUUAUCAUAUAAUGUACUUUUUGUCAGCAUAAUAAUGAUUUGUUCUGUGAACAUUUUUCACAUCUGCUGUGUAAAUCCCAAUAAUGGUGAUGAUUCCAACGACACAUCUGAAUUCCUUACUGAAUCUGUCAAUGGAGAACAUUUAUUCCAUGUUUCAAAACUCAAAUAUUAUCUGCAAAAAGUUUUUAGCUAAUGACUGUGAUACAAGUUUGAUUUUCAUUUUAUGCAUAUAUAGAAGAUUUACAUGUAUAAAUUAUGUUAAUUUUGAUAGAACUUUAUACAGGAUGUGUUGUUUAUAUACCUCCCCCCUUCAAAUUACAGUUUCAUGUAGGUAUUAGAAAACAAUGAGAUGCAUAUCUUAUUACUGACUUGCUAGGCAAGGUCAAUAGACUGAUUCAAGUAAUAAAAAUAAACAACUA
This is a messenger RNA of Ostrea edulis (European flat oyster), 1881 nucleotides long. Its product is annotated as long-chain specific acyl-CoA dehydrogenase, mitochondrial-like. Bases 39 to 1349 code for a protein of 436 amino acids. Gene Ontology annotation, cellular component: mitochondrion. Lineage: Eukaryota; Metazoa; Mollusca; Bivalvia; Ostreida; Ostreidae. Gene Ontology annotation, molecular function: long-chain fatty acyl-CoA dehydrogenase activity; flavin adenine dinucleotide binding. The transcript is spliced from 9 exons. The record is from RefSeq and is a predicted model, not a curated record. Gene Ontology annotation, biological process: long-chain fatty acid catabolic process; carnitine metabolic process, CoA-linked; fatty acid beta-oxidation using acyl-CoA dehydrogenase.